This is a messenger RNA of Caenorhabditis bovis, 807 nucleotides long. Lineage: Eukaryota; Metazoa; Nematoda; Chromadorea; Rhabditida; Rhabditidae. The record is from the annotation of a GenBank genome assembly.
AUGUCCGACUAUUUCGAGCCGCGCGAGUUGUCGAAUGCCUUCCGAUUUCUGCUCGCCGCCCAACUCGACGCGAUCGCCGUUGACGGUGUGAUGCCGUCGACACACGGAGCCCUGUCGAAGUUGUUGUGCUCGUGCUAUUCGAAAGACGCCGAGAUCAGCGACAUCUAUAGUGCGACACCAGCUGCCGACAUCACGCGGGAAACGCCGACGUCGCCGCGAGCCGCGAAAUGUCCGCAGCCGCAUGACGACAAGACGAUUAUCGUGCACGCUCAUGAUGGCGAUGAUGAUGAUGAUACAUCGAAGACGCAAAUGAUGCUCUCAACUAUGAAGAAUCCGUAUCAGGCGACGUCGCCUCCGGCCACCACCAACAACCAUUCGAAUCAUCGGAUGAUCAUUGAGGAUGUUACCGAUGAUCCGCAGUACUCCUCAUAUGGAAAUGAGAACGAGAAGCCGGCCGAAGAAGGAGCGUUCAUCGAAUACGAGAAGCUCGACAAGACCAGCGAGCCGGCCGCGUUUCAGGUUUGCCGCUCGACAACCGCCGUCGUCAGCCAAUCGGGCAACAAUAUUCGGCCAAAUCUCAAGAUGACAAUUGGGGGUGGAAUGGCUCGCGAUAUGCGUCCGGCUUCGAUGGUCCUUAACGAUGUCGAAGAAGGCGCGAAAUGUUGGCAAAAGGAGUGCCGCUACGGAUGGAAGCCGCAUGCAUGGAGUUAUUCAAGUUUACUCACAAAGCUGGCGCUUAUGUUCGAUCUUCCGCCUGGCAUCGUUCACGCGCGGAAGAUCGAACAUUACCGCUUGCUUGAUGAGUAA